Messenger RNA from Toxotes jaculatrix (banded archerfish), 2002 nucleotides. It is a transcript of the gene ech1, whose product is annotated as enoyl CoA hydratase 1, peroxisomal. Gene Ontology annotation, cellular component: mitochondrion. The transcript has 10 exons. The record is from RefSeq and is a predicted model, not a curated record. Lineage: Eukaryota; Metazoa; Chordata; Actinopteri; Toxotidae. Gene Ontology annotation, molecular function: delta(3,5)-delta(2,4)-dienoyl-CoA isomerase activity. The coding region runs from base 620 to 1552 and encodes 310 amino acids.
GUUUCGUGUUCUCUUAGGUUGGAAAUUACAGGUUGCAUCUUUAACAACAUGCUGCAUUUUGGAGCAGGUGAAUGUAACGUGUCGUUAGCAGAGCAGGGUAUACAUGUACUUAAUGUUUUUAACUUUAUCAACAGCAUACUGGUGACCGUCUAAGAAGCUGAAACACCCCCCUCCUCCCCCGAAGAUGUUUGACAACACGAUCUUCUUCGGCUCCGGAGUUUGAUCCUCGUCAGCCACCGUAUCAGACUGAAAAUGGUGCUAAGCUAAACUAAGCUAAGCUAGUUAACAUAGCGUCACCUGUCUUAUACAGUCUAUGAGCGUCAGUGAAACUUUGAUUGUUGUUGCAGUGUUAUAUUUAUUGAGCUUUAACCUCUAAUUUAACCUUUGCUUUAUACAGUUGUCCUGUUUUUUUCUGCCUCUGCGCGUUUGCUUGCGCACAACCAGCGAACUUUAUCCCCAAAGACUUUAGGUAAGACCUUUGUUUAUGAGCAGUUAGCUCCAGUUAGCUCCAGGCUAACGUCAGUUACCUGAGCGGCAGGCGAAGUGAGCCCGCUCCCGCAGUUUGCUGCAGUUUUAUUGAUCAUUAAACUCUGCGGACCCUGCAACCUGGAAACCGGCGAUGUUUUCCGCCAUUGUCAGGUCAACUCUCACGAAAUACAAGGGGUUGUGGCUUCCCAGUCAGUCUAUGGUCAGAGCCAUGUCAUCGUCAGGCGGUCCCACCUCUCCUUACACCACCCUGGCCAUCAGCCACCCAGCAGAGUCCGUCACACAUGUGGAGCUUCACCGCCCUGAGAAACUCAACGCCAUGAACACAGCUUUCUGGAGUGAGAUGGUGGAUUGUUUUAAUGAGAUUGCUGGAGACCCAGACUGCAGAGUGGUGGUGGUUUCUGGGGCAGGGAAGAUCUUCACAGCUGGUAUCGACCUGAUGGACAUGGCCGGCGACGUACUUCAGCCAGAGGGCGACGACACGGCCAGAAUUUCCUGGAACCUCAGAGAGAAGAUCACCAAGUAUCAAGAGACAUUCUCCGUCAUAGAGAAGUGUCCAAAGCCUGUUGUGGCGGCCGUCCACGGAGCCUGUAUUGGAGGAGGUGUGGAUCUGAUCACAGCCUGUGACAUCCGCCUGUGCACCCAGGAAGCCUGGUUCCAGGUAAAGGAAGUUGAUGUUGGACUUGCAGCAGACGUCGGGACCCUCCAGAGACUCCCGAAAGUCAUCGGCAGCCGCAGCCUAGUGAACGACUUGGCUCUGACCGCCAGGAAGAUGUAUGCAGAUGAAGCCAAGAGCAGUGGACUGGUCAGCCGAGUGUUUGCAGAUAAGGAGGCCAUGAUGGCUGGAGCUCUGGAGAUGGCCGGGGAGAUCGCUGGUCGCAGCCCUGUGGCUGUGCAGGGCACCAAGAUCAACCUCAUCUAUUCCAGAGACCACAGUGUGGCAGAGGGACUGAGCUACAUGGCCACGUGGAACAUGAGCAUGCUUCAGACUCAGGAUUUGAUGAAAUCAGCUCAGGCUGCCAUGGAGAAGAAAAGUCCCAAGACUGUGGCUUUCUCCAAACUCUAACUGCUGCUCAGGCAAAGUUCAACAGUUCAAAAUAACACAAAAGCUGCUGUUUUAAUCCUCAUCAUGGCCUUUCUGUAGGAAGGGGAAACUACUUGAUUUUUUUGUCUGUUCUUCACUGAGUGUAACACCAAAGCUAAAAAAAAAUAUAUAGCCAUCUGUGGCCAUUUGGAGAUGAUAGAAGUGAGACUGUAAGAGAUGGAGGUUUGAAUAACUGUGGUAAACUAAGGAAUUUAAAGAAUCAGUACUUGGUUCAGGUGAACAUCCUCCCACAGGUGGACACUGAUGUCUUACUAACUGUCAUUUCAGUAACAGACAUCAUCUAAAUCUUAUUGUUCAGUGUGGAACGAUUUGCUUGCAGGUGUUUCUCAGUUCACCGCUGACAGUCAGUUUUGUAUAUCUGUAAAUGCCGUCAUGAAUGUUUUAUCUAAUUAAAAAGAAACUCACCUCAAA